AUGAUGAAAGAACUUUAUACAGAAACAUCCCAAUAUCGUAACUGGCGUUUCUCAAAAGCAAAGUUACAAGAAACUCGUGAAAAUAACCACACAUUAGCCGUAGAAAGAGUAAAGAAAAAGUUGUUAGAAGAAUUAAUCUUACAAAAGCAAACUUUAGAUGCUUCUUCUGCAUACAGUGAUCAAACAGAAAGUGUAGAUUCUUCGUCAGAGAUUGAAUAUUUAACUUUGGAAGAUGAGUUGGCAUUAUGCAAUUUUUACGAAACUCGGAUACCUCUAAUGGCAAAUCACUUUCCAAAAGAAGUUAUCGAGAAUAAAUUCACUGACAAAGUAAAAGUAAAUAUCAUUGCACAAAGAUAUCUCUUAAAUGAUACAUCACAUACUGUUUCUUUUGAUCAUUUUGAUAAAAAUAGUGUUACUUGUCUGUUUCUCGCUGCCAAAGUUGAACACUCUUUCGUUGCUAUUGAGGAAUUUACCAAGGUGUUCGAAUUUCCUAAAGAAACGAUAUUUGAACUCGAAAUUGUAGUUUCACAAAGUUUGAGAUAUGAAUACGCGGUUCACCAUCCAUAUUUAGCUUCAUUUGGAUUAUUUCUAGAUAUGCAGGCGAAAGAAAAAGAAGCUUGA
Messenger RNA from Racocetra fulgida, 621 nucleotides. NCBI's taxonomy places the organism in Eukaryota, Fungi, Glomeromycota, Glomeromycetes, Diversisporales, Gigasporaceae. The record is from the annotation of a GenBank genome assembly.